This is a messenger RNA of Emericellopsis cladophorae, 438 nucleotides long. RefSeq lists its product as uncharacterized. The record is from RefSeq and is a predicted model, not a curated record. Bases 1 to 438 code for a protein of 145 amino acids. The transcript has 2 exons. NCBI's taxonomy places the organism in Eukaryota, Fungi, Ascomycota, Sordariomycetes, Hypocreales, Bionectriaceae.
AUGGCAAUCCUUUCCUCACAUUCCCACAAAUGCAUUCCCUCUUCCUCAAACACCGUCGUGAUAGGCAACCUCACUGGUGCUCCUCUCAGUCCUCUGCUCACCUUUGGGUUCAUGCCCAGAGGCAAGGCGUUUGAUGACUGGCGACCAGCCAAUCCGGCUACGUUUGGCAGCAUGUACUCCAGUGUCGCCAUGCAACUGGGUCUCAGUGUCGUGCUGCCCCUGGUCGUUGGGCAGGUUGUGCGUGGGGUCUUGGAGAAGCGGACGGCAUGGGUGUUGCAGAAGCUGUACUUCAGCAAAGUUGCCGGGUCCUUCAUGCUCUUCAUGGCUACGUUUUCCAGCGCCUCCAAGACCAGCGCCAUCUACGAGAUAUCCAAGCCGAGCAUCAUCUUCGAUGUCUUUAUGAAUCUGGCGCUGUACAUGGUCUUUACGGCCAUAUAG